Messenger RNA from Dothidotthia symphoricarpi CBS 119687, 1493 nucleotides. Its product is annotated as flap endonuclease 1. The record is from RefSeq and is a predicted model, not a curated record. Gene Ontology annotation, cellular component: nucleus; cytoplasm. Gene Ontology annotation, molecular function: DNA binding; 5'-3' exonuclease activity; 5'-flap endonuclease activity. The transcript has 4 exons. Lineage: Eukaryota; Fungi; Ascomycota; Dothideomycetes; Pleosporales; Dothidotthiaceae. The coding region runs from base 94 to 1272 and encodes 392 amino acids.
ACCAUCGCUGCCUGCACUCUUGCUCUGCACGCGCAUUCGCACGCGACCCCUUUUGCAACCACUCUACAGAACCAAGUCAGUCACGGCGUCAAGAUGGGUAUCAAGCACCUCUUCCAGCUCAUCGAGGAGCAUUCCCCGGAGGCUGUCAAGAAGGGCGAGAUCAAGAACCAGUUCGGUCGCAAAGUUGCCAUUGAUGCGUCGAUGAGUAUCUACAGCUUUCUCAUCGCCGUGCGCUCCGGCGGUGAGCAGCUCAUGAACGAGACGGGUGAGACCACAUCCCAUCUCAUGGGCCUCUUCUACCGUACACUGCGCAUGGUGGACAACGGCAUCAAGCCCCUCUACGUUUUCGAUGGCGCCCCACCAAAGCUCAAGUCGGGCGAGCUCGCGAAACGAUUUCAGCGCAAGACCGAAGCGCAGGCCGCCGCCGAGGAGGCCAAGGAGACGGGCACAGCAGAAGAUGUGGAGAAGUUCUCGCGACGGACGGUCAGGGUGACGAGGGAGCACAACGAGGAGUGCAGACGCUUGCUCACCCUCAUGGGCAUCCCGUUCAUUGUCGCGCCGACCGAGGCCGAGGCUCAGUGUGCGGUGCUUGCGCGGGGAGGCAAGGUGUAUGCUGCCGCGUCUGAGGACAUGGACACAUUGACCUUCAACACGCCCAUCUUGCUGCGCCACCUUACAUUCAGCGAGCAGCGCAAGGAGCCAAUUCUAGAGAUCCACCUGGACAAAGUGCUCGAGGGAUUGAGCAUGGAGCGAGAACAGUUCAUCGACCUCUGCAUCCUCCUCGGCUGCGACUACCUCGACCCCAUAAAAGGCAUCGGCCCCUCCACCGCCCUCAAACUCAUCCGCGAGCACACCAACCUCGAAGGCGUAGUCGCCCACAUGCGCGCCAACGAAAAGAAGUACGCCAUCCCCGAAGACUGGCCCUUUGCCGAUGCCCGCGCCCUCUUCCUCGAACCUGACGUGCGGCCCGCCGACGCUCCAGAAUGCGACUUCAAAUGGGAGGCACCAGACGUUGAGGGGCUAGUCAAGUUCCUCGUGGAGGAGAAGCACUUCAACGAGGACCGUGUCCGCAACGGCGCGGCGAAACUACAGAAGAACAUGAAGACGGCGCAGCAGAGUCGCCUCGAGGGGUUCUUCAAGCCCGUGGAGAAGUCGGCCGAUGAGAAGGCCAGCCUCAAGCGCAAGGCAGAGCAGAAGCUCGACGAGAAGAAGAAGAAACAAAAGCAGAAUGCAAAGGACAAGAAGCAGGCCAAGGCGAAGCCCAGGGGUUAGUCGAUGGGCGAGGUUGAGAAUUUGGGUUUGGCGCACUCUUUCACAUGGGAUGGUUUGCUAGGGGUUUCAACGGCGUUGCACACAUACCUGUGGUAACGGUCUACAUCUGAUACAUGGCGUCUUUUCACUUUGCUGUGUAAGUUUGCGGGGGUUUGUACUAGGAAGGAGUCUGUCUACGCGUAGAAGGUUACCUCCGAGAUAGUCAAACCCGCCGCCGCGGU